UGUCCACAGUUCAUUGUAUUGUCCACAGUUCAUUAUGAACUGUGGACAAUAGCACCUCAUUAGUGGAUAAGACAAAAGUUAGAAGGCAGAUGGAGAACAAAACCUCAAAAUCAAAACCAGAAAAAAUGUAUUGUUAAUCUCAAACACCCUCCCCAAUAGAUCAGCAAGCCAUCUUUACAAUCCCAGUUAAACACAAAAAACACAAGCCACCCUCUCUCUCUCUCUGUUUGCAAAUUGAAAUUAGAUACUAUUAAAUAUCAGUAUUUUUCCCCCUUUCUCUUGGUGUGUUGUUUACUUGUUUUCCAGCUCAAGUUAAAGAAACCCAAAAUCAGGCCAUUAGAAAAAGUUGUAAAGCCAAUCUCCAAAGAGGGAAUAAAGCAGGUUGACACCAUUCAACCAACAGAACUUGAUGGUUGAAGUUGCUUCGGCUGAACCCAGAGAAUGCAAAAAAGAAUUAUCCUCCAAUAAAUCAGACUCUGAGAACAGUGGAGAGGGACCAUUUCAGAAUGACUCUACAAAUGAAGGUGCUCCAAAGAAGGGACGGUCAAAAUCACAAUUGUAUGAGAUUUGUGCUGCAAACUAUUGGAAACCACCUUUAUUUGAAUGCUGCAAAGAAGAAGGGCCAAGCCAUGCAAAAAUGUUCACCUACAAGGUUAUUGUUGAAAUAAAAGAAGCCUCAACUACGGUUUUGGAGUGUUUUGGUGCCCCCCGAUUGAAAAAGAAAGAAGCAGCAGAGCAUGCAGCUGAAGGGGCACUAUGGUACUUAAAGCAUAUUGGUUUCUCUCCAAAGGACAAUUAGACUAGCUCCUAAUAUGUGUGCGCCUUGUCCAUUCCCAUUACUAAAUGGAAAUCACAUUGUGAUUUUAAGCUCUGAAAUUUUAAGUUUUGGAAUUCCACAUUGAAAAGUAGAAAAGUAAAGAGGAAUAAUGCUUCCUACAUAGUACAAGAAGAGGGUUUAUAGUUGAAGCCUUAUAGGGUCUAACCAAAAUGGAAGUUUUGAUAUAAAUGUUGAUUUCCAUCUAAGUCCUCCCAUAUGAGGAAUAGUGUAAUAUUUUUAGGUUGAAAUACGCCUACACAAAAAUAUAUGCAUAGUUACGAUUUAGGUUAGGAUGAAAUUUAGUUAUAAAAUUGGUUGUAGCUUUAUGUUACAAUCUUACUCAA
Messenger RNA from Quercus lobata, 1161 nucleotides. RefSeq names its product RNAse THREE-like protein 1 (gene RTL1). The transcript has 3 exons. Lineage: Eukaryota; Viridiplantae; Streptophyta; Magnoliopsida; Fagales; Fagaceae. The record is from RefSeq and is a predicted model, not a curated record. Bases 410 to 799 code for a protein of 129 amino acids.